Naegleria lovaniensis is the source of this 2184-nucleotide messenger RNA. RefSeq lists its product as uncharacterized. The transcript has 5 exons. The record is from RefSeq and is a predicted model, not a curated record. Lineage: Eukaryota; Heterolobosea; Eutetramitea; Acrasida; Naegleriidae. Gene Ontology annotation, molecular function: ATP binding; 5'-3' DNA helicase activity; ATP hydrolysis activity. Bases 1 to 2184 code for a protein of 727 amino acids.
AUGGGCAAGAAGAAAUCAGCAUCUUCAUCCAACAACACUACGAAUAAUAAUUCGGGUAAAUCAAAAGGAGCAUCCUCCAGCUCCGGAGCAUCUUCUUCAAGCAGUGAAGAAAAGGUAAAAAAACAAGGAUCUGUAAAAACCCCAAAAGAUACAUCCAAUAGUAGUUCAUCCUCAUCAUCAUCGGGAUCUAGAUCAUACACAAAAAAGAUCAAUUACAAGCCAUACUCAUCAGUGUUAGAUUAUAUUUAUCAUGCAAACAAAUUAUUGGAUUUAGAAAAAGAAGCCGAAGCGGAGGAAGCGACAUUAUCAAGUAAAACUUAUAGAUAUGUACAAGUGGAAGAAUAUACUAUGGGAUGCAAUGGUCGGUGUAACGUCAAGCUUAUCAUGAAAAGUGGAUCUGCUGCAAAUGUUGUUACAGAUUUUGCAAAAGUGGGAGAAUCUAUAACUUUGAAAGUAGCAGAAAGUGGAAGUGACAAAAAGGAAAAUGAAGUUAAAGCGAUUAGAGGAGUUAUUUCUGUUGUCACAGAGAAAUACAUUAUUGCUACAAUGGAUGAAUUUUUGGACGAAUGGUAUGAGGCCUCUAAAUUGCUCAUGAAUAAGGUACUAGAUGAAGUGACGUUUAAGCGUUUGGAAAUGGCUCUCAAACAUUUAGAGCAUUAUGAAAAAACUCCUGCCAGUAAUAUUGUUAAUUUGUGUUUCAGACCAAGGCCUGAUGACGAGUAUGAAGAAGUGUAUCCAAAGUUUGUCGAAGAUAGAGAAGUAGAUCAAAUGACCUUUUUCUCAACCACCUUAAAUGACUCACAAAAAGAUGCAAUCAAGUUCGCUCUGAAAUCUAACGACAUGUCAUUAAUUCUUGGCCCACCUGGAACAGGCAAGACAACAACAGUUGUUGAACUAAUACGGCAGGCAGUAGUUUUGAAAAAGCUCAAGGUAUUGGUCUGUGCUCCAUCUAAUAUUGGUAUCGAUAACGUUGUAGAAAAAUUAUCGGACGAAAACACUGGAUCGACAAAGAAAAUUAAGCUUUGUAGAAUUGGCCAUCCAGCCAGAAUGAUGGAUUCUAUUCUGAAACACAGUGUUGAUUACAAUAUUUCUGUUGGAGAAGGAGUGAAGGUUAUUAAUGACAUUAGAAGAGAUAUCGUCAAAAUUUCCAAGCAAAUUACCAAGACCAGAGGGCUCGAACGUCGAAAGCUCAGAGAGGAGCUAAGAAAUCUUGAAAAAGAGUUAAAACAAAAAGAAAAAGAAGCUAUUCAUGACGUCAUUAGAUUUUCUGAUGUCGUGUUAUGCACAUUAACAGGAGCUGAUGAUUAUUAUUUAAGAGACAAAACGUUUGAUCUUGUAAUUAUUGACGAAGCUGCACAGGCCAUUGAAAUAUCUUGUUGGAUUGCCCUCUUGAAAGGCAAAAGAUGUGUGCUGGCAGGAGACCACUUCCAGCUUCCUCCAACCGUGUUAUCGCCAGAUGCUCAAAGACAAGGUUUGGAGGUUACACUCUUCGAAAGAAUGUACUUUCGAUACAAGGAACAUAUUUCGAAAAUGCUCAAUGUUCAAUAUCGUAUGAACGAAGAAAUCAUGAAAUGGUCAAGUGAUGAGUUUUACGAAGGAAAGCUCAUUGCUCAUGACUCUGUAAAAUCACAUUUGCUGUGCGAUCUGGAGGGAGCCUCACAAGAUGAAGCAGAGACUCUCACACCUUUAUUUGUGAUUGAUACAGCAAACUGUGACAUGGAGGAAAUACAGAUCGAUGCUGAGGAGUCUACAGAAUCCCAUAUUUCUAAAAGCAAGAUGAAUACGUUCGAAGUUGACCUCGUGGAGAAAUAUCUCAGACAUUUAGUUGAAAAAUGCAAAAUAUCAGAAUCCUUAAUUGGUGUGAUCACUCCCUAUUUUGCUCAGGUGCAAGCCCUUCGAGCUAAAAUAUCUGAUGAAUUUCCCUUUGUUGAAAUAUCAACGGUAGAUGGCUUUCAAGGUCGAGAAAAAGAGGUCAUCAUUAUUUGUACAGUUCGUUCUAACAAGAAUGGUGAUGUUGGAUUUUUAAGUGAGGAACGAAGAAUGAACGUAGCUGUCACCAGAGCUCGACGACAAGUUUGCAUCAUUGGAGAUAGCAACACUCUAAAAACCAAUCCAUUCUUGAGUCGUAUGGUUCAGUACUUUGAAGAGUAUGCUGACAUCCGAUCCGCACAUGACUACUUGUAG